AUGGGUGGUUUGAAGAUUUGGUCUGUUUUGCUGGUUAUACUAUGCCAUUGCUGUCAGAGAUGUCUCCCAAGUGGAAUUUCGACACACGUUGAAAUAGCACAUAGAGCUCUGGAAUUUUUCAUUAAGCACGAAGGGAAUGUUAAUUAUAGACAGUUAUUACUAAACCACCAAGAUGCAUUUCAGGCUGGGAGCAUUUAUCCUGAUGCCUUUUAUCCUCCAAUCUGCAAAAGUGGAAUCUUCCAUGAUGUGUCUGAAGACACUCACUGGACACCGUUUCUCAAUGCAAGUAUUCACUACAUCAGAAGGAAUUAUCCUCCGCCUUGGGAAGUGGCUACAGAGAAGCUGGUGGCUUUCCUUUUCGGAAUUGCCUCACAUAUGGUGGCAGAUGUUAGCUGGCAUAGCCUGGGCAUCGACCAAGGAUUUCUAAAGGCCAUGGGAGAAAUUGAUUUUCGUGGUUCAUAUUCAGAAGCUCACAAUGUUGGCGAUUUUGGAGGAGAUGUAUUGAGUCAGUUUGAGCUGGACUUCAGUUACCUGGCAUUGAAUUGGUAUGUACCUGUCAAAGACCUGGCAGCUAUUUAUAAGGAAUUUUAUGGAAGAGAGAUAAUAACUGAAAGCACAAUUACUGACUGUACUUACCUGCUGUUUCUUGAACUGCAUGGAGAAAGGCUUGUUGUUGGAAAGCUUUUUCCAACGUAUGCUAGUAAAUCUCCGUUUCUGGUGGAGAAGUUCCAUGAGUAUUUCCUUGGAGGAGUGGAUGACAUGGCAUUCUGGACAAACAAUAUUUUUGAGCUGACGAGCCAUAUGCUAGAGAAUGGAACCAGUGGCUGUUUCCUGCCUGAGAACCCUCUGUUUAUAAAUUGCAGAAGUGAGCACAAGGACAACUACAUAAACAAACAAUCAAAACAUGAACAACAGAAGAACAGAACUUCCUUGCUUACAGAGACACAUGAAAAGAAUAUAAAUUAUACAGAGAGAGGAGUUCACUUCAACAUACAACCUUGGGUAAAAAAUUCCCUCCGCUUGCUAAACCGUGCUUUUAGAACCAGUGUCUGGAGAGCUGCACAUCAGAAAUCUGCUAACCACAUCUCCAAGCCAGCAGCUUCAUAUUUUCUGACUUCACCCUAUGCUAGACUUGGAUGGGCAAUGAUCUCAGCUGACCUGAACCAGGAUGGAUAUGAAGAUCUGGUGGUUGGAGCACCAGGGUACAGCACAUUGGGCCAUUUUCAGAUAGGGCGGGUGUAUGUGGUCUAUGGCAACCAGUCAGGUUUGCCACCAGAGGACAUGGAUCUAGAUGAGAAAGCUGACCAAAUACUACAGGGUCAUCAGCCGUCAGGAAGAUUUGGUUCUGCCUUGGCAGUCCUGGACUUCAAUGAGGAUGGAGUGUCAGAUCUGGCAAUUGGAGCACCUUCUGUGGGAUCUCAGUUUCUUACUUACAAA
Messenger RNA from Nestor notabilis (Kea), 1437 nucleotides. Its product is annotated as phosphatidylinositol-glycan-specific phospholipase D-like. NCBI's taxonomy places the organism in Eukaryota, Metazoa, Chordata, Aves, Psittaciformes, Psittacidae. The record is from RefSeq and is a predicted model, not a curated record. The transcript has 15 exons. The annotation marks the transcript as partial. Gene Ontology annotation, cellular component: extracellular region; extracellular matrix. Gene Ontology annotation, molecular function: GPI anchor phospholipase D activity.